AUGGACAACUUUGAGGCCCAGAUGAGCCAGAAGCUGAUGCGCGACUGCGACGGUCUGAACGUCCCUGAGAUGGAUGCCUACGGCACCAGCUGCACCUCCACCGGCUCAAUAUGGCCUUCACCUCCCCCCGAGGAGAUGUCGCCACGCCAGACCGAGCCUACUUCUGCUCACUGGCCUACGGUGAUGGAGCCGCAGCCGAUCCACGUGAGCUCAGAGCUCAUUGCGAAGAUGCCCUUCUUCAUGGAUUACUACAAGAACACCAUGUGCCAGUCCAUGGUCUUCAUCGACGGUCCCAGCAACCCAUAUAGGGAUCACAUUCUUCAGUUGGCUCAAGCUAGCCAAAGCCUGCAACACGCCAUCUGCGCCCUUUCGGCGUGCAACCUCCGCAUGAAGAGGCGGCUCAGCCUGGGACAGGAUACGCGCGAGCUGUCUGAGAAGCUGAUGGCUGAAAAGUCUGCGGCCGACGGCAUGACCGAUGCCCAGCCGGAGGACCAGUCUCUUUCCGAAGAAUACCAGCACCGCAAUCUGGCAGUGCAUCUCCUGAACCAGCAGCUCAAUGACCCCGUCAAGUCCAGCCACGACUCGGUCCUUGCCACAAUUCUCCUGCUGUGCCACUACCGUAUGGUGGAAUCGGGCAUUGCCAAAUUCCACACUCAAUUCGCAGGCGUCAAGAAGAUCCUUGCCAUCCGCCGCAGGUCGCAACAGUACGCGCCGUCGCGCGACUCGGCCUGGAUGGAGGCCAUCUUCACCUACUUUGAUGCCAUCUCGGCCAGCAUCAACGACCGCGAAGCGCAACUCACCGGCUUCUUUGGUGUUGCACCCGACGCCCCUCUCCUGCCGCCAGGCGCCGAGAACCUCGUGGGCUGCGAUCGUGAGCUCUUCAAGACUAUCAGCAAGCUUGGGCGUCUCAACCUCCUCUCACAACACCGUCCCGUUCAGAAUACCUCGAGCAGCACAUUGCCGCGCAACGUGCCGUCGCGCUCGCAGUCCCCGCUCGGCUCGCCCCUGGGCCAUGCUUACAAGGGCAGCAUCGGCAACCUCCAUCAGCAGCAGCUUGGCGACAUGUACGGCCUCGGUGGCGGUCACCGCUUUCGAUGGCAACGGCUUUGGCACACGCUGGAUGAUGAAGAACUUUUCAACUCGGCCGUCUGUUCGUCUGCCUCGUACGACGAACAGCGCAAUACGUUCUGGUGCGAGUGGAAGGAGGCGCGCCUCGCGCUGCAGUCGUGGGAAUUCGACGCCUCCCGCAUCCAGGCCUCGCUGCCCUCGCCGGCGACACCCUCGCAGAUCCGCGACCUUGGCUCCCUCUCCGAGGCGUUCCGCUACGCGGCUCUCCUGUACACGGAGCGUCUUGCGUCGCCCAAUGUGCCGUCGAACCACAGCAACUUCCAGAACCUGGUCUCGCAGGUGGUAUACUACGCAUUCGUCUCUCUAGGCAGGUUCCUCUGCAGAGAAGUUUCGUGCGGCUGGCCUCUCUUUGUCGCGGGCAGCGAGUGCGUCAAUGAGCUGCAGCAGAACAUUGUACGCAGCAAGUGCCGAGAUAUUAUGACACGAUCGGGCUACAUGAACAACCUCGCAGCACUCGAUGUGCUCGAGCGCCUGUGGGCCGGUGACUGGAAGGAGGGGCUCGAGGCACGCAGCCCUGGCGCCGCGCGGGUUGAGGCGAUGCGCCGCGGCCCCUUCAACUGGACGCGAUGCAUCGGCGGACCUGGCGUUGAGAUGACGGCGUCCGCCAGAUUUCCCGUGCGCCGGGCGGUACGAAUCGCCGCACGCAUGUGA
Molecule: messenger RNA, 1779 nt
Organism: Verticillium dahliae VdLs.17
Lineage: Eukaryota; Fungi; Ascomycota; Sordariomycetes; Glomerellales; Plectosphaerellaceae
Exons: 3
Coding region: 1-1779 (592 amino acids)
Source: RefSeq, a predicted model, not a curated record